This is a messenger RNA of Ascoidea rubescens DSM 1968, 2127 nucleotides long. RefSeq lists its product as uncharacterized. The record is from RefSeq and is a predicted model, not a curated record. Lineage: Eukaryota; Fungi; Ascomycota; Saccharomycetes; Ascoideales; Ascoideaceae. The coding region runs from base 1 to 2127 and encodes 708 amino acids. The transcript has a single exon.
AUGUCCUCAACCUCCACUUCCAUUCUAACUAACCUUGAUAAUCCUGAUCCUACUAGCGAUAACAAAAAACUCAAUUUCAACAUCAACUACACCUCAAUUCAUAAUCAUACCCAUAACCACAUCCAUGAUAACACUUCAAACGAUCACCUAAGUCUAAAACUAAACUACAACCCAAAUGACUCUUCCCAUUCUAAUGAUGACAAAAUCUCAUCUCUCCUCCCUCCCAUAAACCACCACUCUCCCCAUAAUCACAAACACACUUAUAACCAUGGCCAAAUUAAUCAAAAUCUUAAUAAUGAAAGCGAUUUUGAUGAAACUUUAACCUUGGAAAACAACUUCAAAGAAUUCAAGCCCUUUGAAAAUAACCCUUAUUACAACGAUUACAUUAUAACUUUCAAUCAAGAUUCAGUAUUGAAAAAUAUUCAAUCUCAUAAAUCCUCACCAUCAAUAUCUUCAAGCUCGCCCAAUCCCAAUUCCAAUCCAAAAUCACUCUCUCCAUCCUCUUCUCUUUCCCCUUCUCCUGCACUCUCCUUCUCUUCCUCCUCUUUCUCAUCGUCUCCUUCUCCUUCCCCCUUUUCCAAUUUCAAUCUUGUUUCUCCUUCAAAUAACCCAAACAAUAUCUCAAACAAUAAAAGAAGAAUCAUCCGCUCUCAUUCAAGACAAAAUAGUCAAACUAUUGAUCAAAUUGACGAUUUAAUCCAAAACUUCAAUUACUCUACAAAUUUAAACUAUAAGAAAGAUAUUUCUUCAAAAAAAAAUAUUAACAAUAUCAAUACUAUUACUACCACUACUACUACUAAGGAUAACAUUAAUAAAGAUAACAUUAAUAAAGAUAAUAACAACGAUAACGAAAUUUUUGAUUACAAAUAUGGUUUCAAAUACUCAAACAACGAUUUCGACUUUAACAAAGAUUUCAACUUGAAUCAAAAUGCAAAUCUAGAACCAAAUCAAAACUUAAACUCAUACUCAGACUCUGAUUCUGAUUCCUACUACGAUUCUGAUACUGAUACUGAUACUGAUACUGAUACUGAUAUCGAUAAUGAAUUCAACUUGGAUUUUGAUGACGAAUUUGAAACUUUAUCUUACAAUGACAUAGAAGAAGAAGUUCUUUCCUCAUCAAAUAAUCAUAACCAUAAUCAUAACUAUGAUAAUUAUGAUGACAAGUACGAUCAAAAGUAUGAUCAAAAGUACGACAAUAUAGACGAAUCUCCCUUGGCUAGCCUUUCUUCCUACUCAAAACUACAAAGAACUAAUAGUCUCCAAAAUUACCAAUUUGUCUACUCAAUGGACAACACUUCAAGUGACAACUUGUCUCUAAUCAACCAUCCAGAUCCUGAUAACGGUUACGACAGCGAUUAUAACGAUUUUAAUCAUAAUUAUCACUUCAUUGACAACAAUAAUGAUCAAAUAAAUAACAACACAUCCUUUAAUGAUGAUCUAAUCAAAUCCCCGGGCAGGAUCUUUUCUCCUCAUAAAUUCGCUGCUAAACCAAUUAAACCAUCAAUCAAAAGCAAAAAAAUUAUUGAUGAAAAAAUUUUAAAUUUAGUCGUUUCCGCUAAAAAUGGCGGUUUGGCUUUAGCCACAAAAUAUGCAACGGAACUAAACUCAAAAAAUUGCGAGGGAAUCCCCCUACCUGACUCAACUGAAGAAAUCGUCACCAUCCCUGCUGGUGAUUCCUCCUCCUCUUCUUCAAGACGAAAAAAAAAUAACAAAAGACAUAAAAAAAAGAAAAGAGGAACUUCCCAUAAAAGAAAAGAAAAAGCUGCUGUCAUCAAAGCUUAUGAAGUUAAAUUACCAAUCAAUGAAAAUAUUUCACAAAACUCAAUUGAUAAUGAACUAAGUUCUAACAGUAAUAUUGAAUUCAAUUUAGAUAACAACAUAUCAACCUCGAGUUUUAUUAGCGACAUUAGUUUAAAUACAGAAGAAAAAUUAAUGGGAGUCUAUUCUGCAGGUGCUUUAAAAAAACAUUUGGAAAUGGUUCAAAGCCAACCAAUGAAUAGUCAAAGCAAUUCAAUUGGCUCUUCAUCAACAUAUUAUAACUAUAAUGACAAUUUUAGUAUCACUAGUUUUGCGUCGUCAAUUAAUAGCAAGAAAAAAGUUCAAUGGGCUGAAAAGCUCGAAUGGUAA